This is a messenger RNA of Arachis ipaensis, 1587 nucleotides long. Its product is annotated as protein BIG GRAIN 1-like B. Lineage: Eukaryota; Viridiplantae; Streptophyta; Magnoliopsida; Fabales; Fabaceae. The record is from RefSeq and is a predicted model, not a curated record. Gene Ontology annotation, biological process: auxin-activated signaling pathway.
AUGUACCAAAACAUACACGCUUUCGUCUCACUAAUACUCAAAAUUAUUACAUUUUGCCUAUUUUAGCACGUGGGUCCUCUCCGUUAGGAGGUUUGACAGGUGUACAAGUACCAACACUGUAUUCCAGCAUUUAACCUCAUCAAUCUCUUGAACUGCUGGAUCAACGGAUACUAAUUAGCUUAAAAGAUGAAUUAAGAUGUGUUUCCCUGAUUGAAGUGGCACAUGAAUAGAUGCGAAACUUGCAGAAUAGGGAGGGGACCCCCCUCCCCCAUGCCUCAUGCCCCUAUAUAAAGUGCAACUCUUCCUCUCAUGACCCCUCCUAACUACAACAAACAUCAUCUUUCCCUUGUCUUAGCUUGUUCAAAUAUGAACACCCUCGCACAACACCACUCUCAAUACCCCUCUUUCUCUUCCACCCUCCUCGAUAAGAUUUACCGCUCCAUUGACGAAGGACAAACCACACACACCACACCCAUUCACAGCAAGGUUACAACAACAACAACAACGCGUCACCAUCGUCAUCAUCUUCAUCACAACAACUUCACUACUUCUUCUGAAUCUACUAGUUCUAGCUCAGGAGGCUUGUCUUCUUCCUCCUCCUGCUUCGCGCGUUCCCGGCCUAAGCCUGUCAGAACAACCUCCAUCGAUGAUGGUGAGGAGGUCUUCAUCAAGUCCAAAUCCAGGGCCCUCAAAAUCUACAACAACCUCAAGAAGGUGAAGCAACCAAUUUCACCCGGUGGAAGGCUCACCACUUUUCUCAAUUCUCUCUUCAACACAGCCACCAAUUCCAAGAAAACUACCAAACCGGCUCCUUCUUCUUCUUCUUCUUACUAUGAUGCCACCGCACACACAAAAGCUUCUUCCACGUGUUCCUCUGCCUCCUCUUUCUCGCGCUCUUGUUUGAGCAAGACUACUUCAUCUUCCUCCAGAGACAACAACAACAAUGGUGUCAAGAGAACGGUCAGAUUCUACCCCGUGAGUGUGAUCGUCGGUGAAGAUAGCAGGCCCUGUGGCCACAAAUGCUUGUACGAAGAAGAACAAGUGUCUGUGUCGGUUCCCACAGCAUGGAAGAUUGGACGGUCAUCUUCAAAGAAGAGCGACAAAGAGCUCAAGUUUCCGGCUAUGGAAAAGAGAGAUUUUGACGAUGAUGAUGAUGAGGAUGAUGAUGCUGCAAGUGAUUCAAGUUCUGAUCUUUUUGAACUCGAUCACCUAGCGGUAAUUGGGAAUCAUCAUCAUCAUAGGUACUGUGAGGAGCUUCCGGUUUAUGAGACCACUCAUGUUACUACUAAUCGCGCCAUUGCUAAUGGCCUCUUAAUGUAGUUUAGUGUUAUGUUAUUAUGCUCCGUAAAAUGUAUAGGGUACAACACAGAGUCUGUUCUGUUUUCUAGUUGCUUUUUCUUACUAAGCUUGGAUUCUAAUUUCUAAUUUCUGUUUUGUUUGUUAUUGCCAAUUGGAAAAAACCACAAUACAUUCCGAUGUUUGUUUCUCCUCAACUCAGAUAUUGAUUCCAUCAUUUCUGGACCCGAUGAAAUUGAGAGUAGUAAUUAAUCUGAUACAAAAUAAGAAGAUUUAAAAAAGAUUUUAUGA